GAUUGCUCAGCUGUGUGCAUUUGCUGCUUCUUGCCUUGCUGGCUAGCAACGCUUUGGUUCUCAUCCCAGAGAAGAGCAAUCCCAGAGCACGUGGAAGAUGAGCUUCCUCUGGCUCUUCCUCCUCCUCGGCUUCCUCCCUCUAGUCGCCCCCACCUGCCCCGAGGACUGCCGUUGUGCCACCGACAUCAUCGACUGUGGGACGACAGACCUCACGGAUGAGACCAUCCCCACCUCCUUCGCCCCCUCGACUCGGCAGCUCUCCCUCAGCAACAACUACCUCACCUUCAUCCCCAGCGGGCUCUUUGAUAACCUGAAGAGUCUCCAGUUGGUCUACCUGUGGGGGAACCCUUGGGAAUGCAACUGCAACAUCCUCUACCUGCGCUCCUGGCUCCAGGCGCAGCAGAACCGGUCCAUGUACCGAAACAUUGUCUGCUGGUCUCCUGCCCACCUCCAAAACCGGAUCAUCACCUAUCUGUCGGAGGAUGAGAUCCUUGCCACGUGCCAGUACUGGUAUUGCAGCAUGGCCCUCAUCUCCCAGAUCUGCCUCUUCGUCUUCAUCCUGGUCCAAGUGGUUCUCCUCUUCCUCGUCCUCGUCUACGUGCGCAGGUUCCAGAGGAUAGCCAAGGAGGCCACGAGGACCACCGCUGAGUUCUACGAGCAGGUGGGCCCAUGGGGGUCUCCGGACAUGCAUGGUGAUGACUGAAGAUCAGCCUCGGGUAGCGGCGUUGCCACAAACUUCCUCUUCUCGUCUGUAGCAGGGGUGGGGAACCCGAGGGCCAGAAUCUGUUUCAAAGCAGCUCUUGGGGGGCUGUGUUCCAGUAGUGGGCGGGGCCGAAAACAAAGAGGGUGGGGGCCAGAGGCAAAAGGGGUGGGGCCAAAAUCCAAUAAAUACCAGAUUAUUGUAACUAAAAACUCGUACUGUAUGUAAAUAAUUGGAUGCACAUUUUGCUGAAAUCCCCCCUUUUGCACAACGGAUGCGGAGAAUUGGAAGGGAGGAAGCUGCCUUAGACUGUGAGAGGCCAUUGGUUCAUCUCGGUCAGAACGAGGUCCUCAUGUCUUUUGAUUUUGUAACCUGCAUAGCAUAAUGGGACAUGCCAUUUCUAAAUAAAAUUAAUGAUACGGAAAA
Messenger RNA from Elgaria multicarinata webbii, 1126 nucleotides. RefSeq names its product glycoprotein Ib platelet subunit beta (gene GP1BB). The record is from RefSeq and is a predicted model, not a curated record. The transcript is spliced from 2 exons. The coding region runs from base 98 to 703 and encodes 201 amino acids. Lineage: Eukaryota; Metazoa; Chordata; Lepidosauria; Squamata; Anguidae.